AAACUGAAGCCAUUCCAAUACCAUGUCUCACCUUGCAAGACACAAACACAUUCAGACACACAAACAAUGAUGCUCGGAGAAUCAGAACCUCUUCAUCGUCCAAAUCCGACCGUCCAAAUCCCCCUGUACGAUGAUCCAACGGCCGAGAUUCACUCCCCAUUUUCAGUCACUCCAAAUGACCAUCACUCACCUCACUGCACGUUAACGGCGUUACACCGUUACUUGCCGUCAGUUGAGGACAUAGAUAUUCCCCUGGACGCGUUCACAUGCGAUCAUUUCCGCAUGUACGAGUUUAAAGUCAGGCGCUGCGCACGUGCCAGGUCACAUGACUGGACGGAGUGUCCGUACGCUCAUCCGGGAGAGAAGGCUCGCCGGAGGGAUCCCCGGAAGUUCCAUUAUUCCGGCAAUGCGUGCCCGGAUUUCAGGAAAGGCGCGUGUGUUAGGGGCGACGCGUGUGAGCACGCGCAUGGGGUUUUCGAGUGUUGGCUACACCCGGCUCGGUAUCGGACUCAGCCGUGUAAAGAUGGGACUAUGUGUAGGAGGAAAGUGUGUUUUUUCGCACACACGGCGAGUCAGCUCCGAGUCCUCCCGCCGAGUUCGCCGAGUCAACUCGGGAUUGACUCGCUGUCGCCGGGUCGGUGUGGGUUUGACUCGUUCUUUACUGGGUCCGAGUUGACACCGAGUUUACCGAGUCGACUCGGUUGUGACUCGUUCGUACGGAAGGCUUCGUUCGGGUCUUCUCCGACUUCGAUUCUGUAUUCGCCGAGUGAGUCUCCGCCCGAGUCGCCUUGCGGGUUGUUGGGGUUUGACUCGGUGAGUGAACUCAGUGAGUCAAUGAGGGGCAUGCAGAUUGGGCAUGGGAGCAUGAGCAUGAGUGUGAGUCCUCCAUGGGGUUUUCAAAUGGGUUCUUCAUACGGGUCGCCCCGCCAGUGCUCAAUGAUCCGACCCGGGUUCAUGAGCCUCCCGGGGACUCCAACUCGGAAGAUGACUCGGUCUGGACUCGGUGGUUUUGAUCUGUGGGACCAGUCCUGUGAAGAGGAGCCAGCAAUGGAGCGAGUUGAGUCAGGGAAGGACCUCCGUGCUAAAAUGUAUGCCAAGUUGAGCAAGGAGAACUCGCUGGUCCGAGUUGACUCGGAUAACUCGGGCUCGGAGCUUUUCAAGUAGAGUUGUAUCUAUAAAAAAUGUUCGGGUAAACGGGUUGACCCGGCGGGCUAACAUUUUCGUUUUAUUUUCCCACUAUUUAUAUGGCUAAAUUUUGUAAAUGAAGGGCCAGGGUUUUUUAAUUUUAAUGGUUUGUGUAGAUGAAGAUGGAGAGAUGAAAUUAAUCUCUAUUUUGUGGUAUUCUUAUUAGUAUUAUUAUUAUUGUGACUUUCAGAAUCAAAGAUUUUGUGUGUAUAUGAACCUUUCUAUGAAAAUGAUAAUUUGGUGUAAUGGCA
Daucus carota subsp. sativus is the source of this 1436-nucleotide messenger RNA. RefSeq names its product zinc finger CCCH domain-containing protein 23. The transcript has a single exon. NCBI's taxonomy places the organism in Eukaryota, Viridiplantae, Streptophyta, Magnoliopsida, Apiales, Apiaceae. Gene Ontology annotation, molecular function: metal ion binding. The record is from RefSeq and is a predicted model, not a curated record. The coding region runs from base 67 to 1164 and encodes 365 amino acids.